AUGCUCUCGAGGGUGCAAUGGUCAUUCGAGAAUCUUCGCGAAUGGCUGUUCGCUAAUUGUUGGGUGAUGGGAUACGCGAAUUACGACCGGGUGAAGCUGCAACAAUUCAACGUGCGAUUGCAGCAUGCGCUCAAGAUGGUCAACGAGUGGGGGAUGAAUGGCAAUUCUGCCAAUUCGGGUUCAACGCCUAGUAGUGGCUCGUCAAGCCAACCCAGAACCAGUCACUCGAGCGGUACUCCUUCAAGCUCUUCGCAACAGCAACAACAACGCUCCAGUAACCCCAGCUUCCCUAUGCCUGAAACCGCCUGGUCAGCCGUAAACGUCGCCUUCACUCCGCCUCACCAGUUGGGCUCCGUAACCCCACUCGUCGCGAUGGGCGGUGGAGGAGAGAUUGUCGGCGGAGAACACGGGCGGGGCUGGAACACGCCAACCAUCUCCCCCUGGGUCCCACCCGUCGCUCGAAAUAGCACAGCUCCCAAUUCCACUGGACAUUCACCCCCGGGAACCUCGGGGCUUGAACCAUCUCAUUCCUCUUCCGCUUUGUCCUCCCCAUGGGUCAAGGUGGAUCCAUCCGACUUUUCGCUCAGUGCGAGGCAGGCUGAAGCCGCUGCUGCUGCUGCCCGACAUGCGCGAAGCCGGUCGACAUAUGUUGGGGAUAGUAGUGGUCCGAAUAGUGUGGUCAAUUCGGGGCGGAAUACGCCGUGGGGACAGGGUUCGCCUCAGUUCCCCUCCCAUCGAAAGGGGCAGUCGGUGUCUGCGCUGGGGCUGGAGAAUAUGCGGGAUCUCAAGCAGUCGUUGGACGGGAUUUCGCGGGGCACACCGGCUCAACUGCAUGUGGACGGUUCAGCACCGCCAUACCCAUACUACCACGCGCCAGUCAUUCCCGAAACGAACGGGUCGAGCAAGAAAAAGGAGAGGGAGAGGGAAAAGAAGGAGAUGAAGAAGAAGAUGAAGGAGGGGAAGGAGAAGGCUAGGAGGGAGUCGCAGAAGUUGAAGGAUUUAGAGAGGAAGAGGGCGAGGCAGAGUAUUACUGUUGAGAGGACUGCGAGUUUGGGACUGGGGUCUGUACCUGCGAUCGGGAGUCCGUCCUUCCCUUCGUAUGAAGAGUACCAGGCGAUGGCGACGCGCCCGCGUAGUAGGGAUCCCAGUCGAGGGCGGGGAGAGUUGGAUAACGGCGGCUACGAUCUGAUCUCGAGAGCACUGCGCGACACCACCGACAGAGAAUCGACGGACGAAGAGGAAGAGGAAAGUGGCUCGGAUGACGACGAAGGAGGAUUCGUCCCGCCCAGCGCGGCUUGGUCUGCCCGCGGAUCGAUAUCCAUGCCGGAACCCUUUUCGACAUCGACGACGCCCGCUCCCCGCUCACCAAGUUCGAGCUAUCCGUAUCCUCCUCCCCAAGCGUAUGCGGGAUCACCACCACCCUCGGCGCCGAUAUAUGCGGAUAGAAGGUCGAUGUCGUCGAUACCGCCUGCUCCGGCCUCGGCUCCUGCGAAUGUCGGUCAAGCGCCCCCCAUGCCCGUACCGCCCGUGCCGCCUGUCCCUCCAAUCCCGCAGGCUCAUAACAGCCAUUUGCCUCCAGUUCCUCCUGUACCAACACCACUUCCACCGGAGGAGUACUAUCGAGGAGACGAGUCUUAUCGUAACAGCGGGGAUAGGGAGGGAGGUCGGAACGUCAGAGACUGGAUGGUGGAGCACGAGAGGGAAGAGAAGGAGAGGGAAGAGAAGAAGGAGAGGGAGAAGAAAGAGAAGAGGAAGAAAAAGAAGAAGAGGGAGGAGGAAGAGGAGGAGGAUGGGGAGGUGUUUGUUCCACCUAGUAUACCCGAGCUUGAGCGCGAUGGGUGGCUUGUUCCCCCGUCGUCGUCGUCCAGGUCGUACUAUCCUGACCGCGUAGAUCGUGAGCAGGCGAGGGCGUACCAGUCGCCUCCGCCACUGCAACCGAACCAGCAACAGCAACAGCAGCAAGCGGCGUACGCUCAGUACCAAGACCAAUUCGUGCAGCAGAGAACGCAGUAUCAGAAUAUGCCUUCGUCGACACUGAUGCACCAGCAACAGCAGCAACUUAUGUACCACCAACAACAAUGGGACCAGUCUGCGAGGCCUCCUUAUUAUCCCGGUUCCCAGCAUCAUCCAGGCAGUUAUCAACGUUGA
Molecule: messenger RNA, 2148 nt
Organism: Coprinopsis cinerea okayama7#130
Lineage: Eukaryota; Fungi; Basidiomycota; Agaricomycetes; Agaricales; Psathyrellaceae
Exons: 1
Coding region: 1-2148 (715 amino acids)
Cellular component (GO): transcription factor TFIID complex
Source: RefSeq, a predicted model, not a curated record